CAACCUCUUUUACAACCACCCCCUCCCCCCCUUCCACUCUCUUUCCAAGUAAACUUUUAAGUGCUGAGCUUCAACCUUUUUUUUCUUUUUUGUUUUCUAUCGUUUGCAUUUUGGGGACGAUGAGUUUUCUGAGACCAUGUGCUUUGUACAAGUCAUUUAUAACUUUCCCUUCGCGACGAUGGAUGCCUUGCCAGAGUUGGGGUUUCCUUAGAUGGCCUGGUUUCGAUGGCUUCUUUAGGUUCCUAGUCAUAGCACUUUUAUGGUCCACCUUUUCUGAGAUUCGUUUCAUUCCUUCUUCUUCUAUGUACCCUACUCUUCGUGUUGGUGAUCGAAUCAUUGUUGAAAAGGCCUCGUAUUUUUUUAGAAGUCCUGCAAUAAAUGAUAUCGUCACAUUCCGACCCCCAGAGCAGGAGACUGGGUUUGGGAAGGAUGCUGUUCUUAUUAAGAGAGUUGUGGCAAAAGGUGGAGAUUUGGUUCAGGUUCAUCAUGGGUCACUCUAUGUCAAUGGUGUUGCUCAAAAUGAAGAUUUCAUAGCUGAACGACCAUCAUACACAUUAGAGUUAAAGUAUGUUCCUAGUGGUCAUGUUUAUGUGUUGGGAGACAACCGUAAUAACAGCUACGACUCGCAUGACUGGGGCCCUCUGCCUGUGGAAAACAUUGUUGGAAGAUAUGUGAUGUGCUGCUAUAGACCAUCCAACCACUGAAACCUGCUGCAAAUUCAGGGAUGUAGUUUACCUGAAGUGUAGAUACAUGUUGUACUCGCGUUGCCAAUUUUUUCUAUGGAUUUACUUCCGGAUGCUAUCGAUGUAAGCUUGUUUAUAUGGCUAUAAAUUGAAUCCUAGACAGUAGUAGUUUCAUGAUUGUGGAUGGUUAAGAGUUGAGAAACACUAGUGUUUGUUUCAUACUUCCUUCUUAGAUGGAUCAGUAAAUAAAUUAGAGUUUAUUUUUAAUUA
Gossypium raimondii (Peruvian cotton) is the source of this 953-nucleotide messenger RNA. Its product is annotated as chloroplast processing peptidase. Gene Ontology annotation, biological process: thylakoid membrane organization. NCBI's taxonomy places the organism in Eukaryota, Viridiplantae, Streptophyta, Magnoliopsida, Malvales, Malvaceae. Gene Ontology annotation, cellular component: chloroplast thylakoid membrane. Gene Ontology annotation, molecular function: serine-type endopeptidase activity. The coding region runs from base 120 to 704 and encodes 194 amino acids. The record is from RefSeq and is a predicted model, not a curated record. The transcript is spliced from 6 exons.